AUGGUAAAAUUAUUUGAAGCAUUGUAUUUUGCAUUAGGUGUAUUGCCAUUCUUGGUUAGUGCAAACACUGAAACGUACUUGCUACAAGUCCCCCAUUAUUUUAAUAUCCCGUCCCAUCCCAAUGUAAUAAAUCCUCACGACUUGCACCAUCGAUCUGUCCAUAACUUGAACAAGACCCAUUCUGUCUUGUUAGAUUUUCCCAUCAAAAAUACUCCACCAUCGUCCAAUAUCUCCAAUACCAUAUCAUUGGUCUAUAAUCCAUUAGUGCAUCCAGCAAAAAAGCUCUUGGUUAGGUUAAAUAACUACCAUGACGAAACCUUUAAAUCAGACGAUUUGCUUUACGUAAAGUUAUGCUGGCCUGCCACAACCCCCAUUAACUUCCGCUUUGAUCAUAGCUUCCAUAGAUUGUCUGAUUUUCUUUUUGAACAUACUGAAGACACCUUCGAUAUAUACCUUGAAGUUGAAAUUUCGAGCGACAUACAUACCUACAGUACUAAGUACAAUGAUUCCAUUGAAGAAAUUCAAUUCCAACUUUAUAUUACAAAAAUGCCUAGUAAAUGGAUUCCCAUACCAUUGGAGUUGUAUUCUUACAUAGUCUACGUGGUCGAUCUUUGUAUCUUACUAGUAAGCAUAGUUCCAUGGAUCUUCGGUAUACUAUUUACGUAG
Messenger RNA from Debaryomyces hansenii CBS767, 666 nucleotides. RefSeq lists its product as uncharacterized. The coding region runs from base 1 to 666 and encodes 221 amino acids. Lineage: Eukaryota; Fungi; Ascomycota; Pichiomycetes; Serinales; Debaryomycetaceae. The record is from RefSeq and is a predicted model, not a curated record. The transcript has a single exon.